This is a messenger RNA of Trichoderma harzianum CBS 226.95, 1364 nucleotides long. RefSeq lists its product as hypothetical. The record is from RefSeq and is a predicted model, not a curated record. The transcript has a single exon. The coding region runs from base 256 to 1173 and encodes 305 amino acids. Lineage: Eukaryota; Fungi; Ascomycota; Sordariomycetes; Hypocreales; Hypocreaceae.
GAAAAAGAUUAAAAUUGCAGCAGCAGCUUUUCUUAUCACCAACUUUUUUUUUUUUUUUCGAAGGACCCCACUAGCCCACAUCUCUGCAGACGGUGGCUGGUCGACUUAUUUAAGCAGGACAGGGGCUGCACGGAACAUCGGGGUUAGAUAAUCCGGGUCGCUCUGCGGGUUUGGCAAUUUUCUGUAAGUCGAUAUCACACAACCACCUUUGCGGACAAGCAACAAGAGCCAAUUGCCAGCUCACUUCAAGUCAGGAUGUCGCUCCAUUCUGCAAGCAACUGCCUCAGGCCAGCAGUUCGGCAAUUGUCGUCUGCUUCACGAAGCUUCUCAUCAACUCCGGCCAUUCUCUCCAACGCCGUCCCGCCUCAAUCCCCCUCCUACAUCCGACUUCCUUCCCCUCCUCAGUCCCAAACCGAUGAAGCCAAGCCCCCGCGAGUAAGAGGUUCACUGCCAGUGCCUCGUCAAGUUUUCCCUCGGUCAGAGGGCGACCGCAAAAUCCUGCCCGAGUACAUCCAGAAGACUGCCCCCAGAUCUGCCGACGAGCGAGAGCCUUCAAACGAGUCCCAACGAUGGAAGCGGGAAAUGGCCGAGACCCGAAGGACCAAUCUGGAACAAGGUCUUAAGGCCCUCUACACACGGCGCGAAAAGAGCGACGCAGCCAGAAAUGCCCGUGUCGGCCGUAAAUUCAAGGAGAACAACGAGGCUGCUGCCGCGUCAGAGCGAGAGGACGACCGACUCACACGAAGCACCGUUCUGGAUGCCAUUCUGGACACCAAAGUAUAUCCGGACCCUGAGCGCUUCGCCCGAGCGCAACGCAGCAAGUUCAAGGUCCAAGCCAAGGAAAAGGCCAAAUACGAAGCCCGACGAGAUGCCCUGAUGGAGCUAUACAUCAAUGCCUCCAACUUCAUCGUCCAGGAGAGCGAGCUCAAGGCCGAGAUUGAUGAGAUCUUCAGCGAGGACUAUUUCAGGAAACAAAGCCAAUUCUUCCAGCGCUACGGUACAACCGAGAACUCUUGGGGCAUCUAUGGCAAGCCUCCUUCCAUUGCCAACAUGCUGGAGACCACCACUGGCAAAUCAACCAAGCUUAUGGAUUACUACGAGUCUGAAUAUGACCGCUCUGUUAAGCGGCAAAAGAGGAUUGCUGAGGAGUUUACGGGAGGUAAAAUGGAGUAGCGGCAUGGGGCCUUUGUUUUUGUAAAACUGUAGAGUAUCACGCGCUCGUACUGCGCACUACAUGUAUUAUAUCAGUAUCACUUGGAAAAAUCAUAUUCACGCUUCACGAAUUCAAGCCACAUCAAUCAAAAGAUUUCUCCGACUUCUAAAUUCGGGCGACAAGAAAUAUUGGUGUUUAUUGAGACCAACCA